GGAAUGAUCGAGAAUCUUCGCGACGGAUAGGCAACACAAAAUGCAUAUACGCGCGAAUGUUCUCGAUCGCUCCGUAAGAGAAUCUUCUAGAACUCAACACAAUAUAAAACGACGCGACGUAACAAUAACGUCAAUCAGUUAGUUAGCCAGUCGUCAGUUAAUCGAUUAAAUAGUUAAGUACACGUAGUGCUUUAAUAUAAUUUUUAUAUAAAUUUUCUUAGUGUUUUAAACAAUAAACCGUCUACAUUUUUUCUGUUAUAUAAAUUAGUGUUUUUAUUUAUUUUAAAUCAAUAAGUGAAGCACUAAAAAUUAGUGACCUCGACAAAGGAAAAAUGGUAGACAAAACAACACCAGAAAAAGCAGAUAAUAUCAAUAUAGUUGAUUAUAUAAGUACAAGAUUUCAAGAACUCAGAGAAAUUUGUAUGUACAUGUUAUCUUGUACCGCCUGCUUGAGCAUUGCUCAAUUGAGCAAUGCGAAUUUUACUAUGUAAGGUGUAACUCUGUGUUGAGACGUCCUAUGAACAAAGUUAUUAACUAUUAAGUGGUGAUAUUUCUAUUGGAAAUUAAUAUAAUACUCGUAUUUAUUAUAAUUUAUUUAUAUUUUCUAUAAAAUGUCAACUCGUAAGAGCAAAUGUGCUAAUACUUUAACAAACUAUUUUAAUAAAAAAAUAAAAACAACCCAUGACGGAAAUGAAGUCUGUACUUCAAGUCCAAUAUUGACUGCAAUCACACCAGGUACAACAGAAAAAUCUAAGAGUGAUGUAGCUGAUAUUGGUUGCUGCUUUGAUCAAAAGGUUAGUGAUGAAUUAAAAUAUAAGUUACUUUCUAAUGUUUGGAUUCCUGAUGAAAAGUUUAAAUUUCCUAUAUCAGGAAAUAGAAAGUUAAAAUUUCAAUUAAAUUGGAUUAAUCGAUUCCCUUGGUUAUGUUACCCUAAUAUGCAAGGUUCUGGAGCGGUGUGCAAAUAUUGUGCUAUAUUUUACCACAAUUUUACCGGUAAAGGUGCACAUCAAAAACCCGGCGUAUUAGUAACAAAACCAUUCAAUAAAUGGAAAAAUGCAAUUGAAAUUUUUAGCACGCAUAAGGACACAGAGUAUCAUAAAAACAACGUUUUUUUUGCUGAGAAUUUUAUUUCCAUAUAUUGCAACAAACAGUUACAUAUUUGUCAAAAAAUUGAUUCGGCACGUGCUAAUCAAAUAGUUGAAAAUAGAAAAAAAUUAACACCAGUUAUUCAAACAAUAAUUUUGUGUGGUCGUCAAGAAUUGGCUCUUCGUGGUACAUCUGAUUCUGGACCACUCACUUUAAAUGAGCCAGUCCAAAAUGAUGGUAAUUUUAGAGCUCUUUUGCGAAUGCGAAUGAACUGCGGUGAUAAAAUGAUGACUGAUUGUAUUGAAAAUGACGCAUUUAAAGCUAUGUAUUUAAGUCCUACUAUUCAAAAUAAUUUAAUUGAUAUAAUUGGAAAAAUAAUUCAAAAUUGUUUAGUGGAUAGAAUCAAUAGGGCAAAAUCAUUUUCAAUUUUAGUAGACGAGACGACUGAUAUAUCGCGAAUUGAACAAAUGUCACUUUGUAUUCGAUAUAUCGAUGAAGAUCCUGAACAUCAAUUCAUUUUACGUGAAGAUUUUUUAAAAUUCGUGUCGGUAGAAAAUACGACUGACAAAAAUUUAGCCAAUAUUAUUUUAGGUAGUAUUAAAUCUCUUGGAAUAAAUCCGAAGUAUAUGGUAGGACAAGGAUACGAUGGGGCGGCUGCAAUGAGCGGAAAUUUCAAAGGAGUGCAAGCAAUUAUUCGAAAAGAAUAUCCGACCGCGCUUUACGUACACUGUAGUGCUCAUUCUUUAAAUUUGGCUCUCUCUCAUUCCUGUAGUAUUCAACAUAUUCGUAACUGUAUUGGUACCGUCAAUUGGUGGGAAAUUUCAUUAAAGGUUCAGCAAUGCGAACCGAAAUUUUAAAAAAAUACAUCAAAGAACAAUUUCCUGAGUCUAAGUGGACCAAACUUACAUCAAUGUGCGAGACACGUUGGGUAGAAAAUCACGACGGACUAAUAAGAUUUACAGAAAUUUAUAAGGCAAUUGCUAAUACAUUGGAAGAAUUACAAUUCACUCGUGAUAUUGAAACGUCAUCAAAAGCAUUACAAUUUGGAAAAUCUAUUAUAACCAGUGAUUUUGUAAUAAGUAUGGUCUCAGCAUCUAUACUUUUUUCCUUAACAUUGCUACUGUGUAAGAAUUUACAGUCUGUAAAUUGUGAUUUGACCGAAGCAAUAGCGUAUGUUGAUAUUGUGCUACACGAAAUAAAUGAUAUGCGAAGUAAUAUGGAUAAUACAUUUUCCAAUAUUUUUAAAAAAGCUGAGGCUCUUAUAAAAUCAAUUGAUUACGAAGAAUGUAUAAGAAUACCUAGAGUUAUUGGACAUCAAAAAAAUCGAAGUAAUAUUGUCGUGAAUUCACCUGAAGAAUACUACCGUAUUACAAUAGAUAUUCCUUUUUUUGACGACUUCAUUGAACAGCUUCAAACAAGGUUCAAUAAUCAUAAAAAAAUAAUUUCUUCAUUGCACAAGUUAUUACCAAAAACAUGCGAUAAAUUUGAAAUUGAUUUAAAUGAUUUUGAAAUAUAUUCAGAAUUUCUGGAUUUAGAAGUACUGCCACAAGAAAUUAAACUGUGGAAAAGAAAAUGGACUGACGAACUAGAUGUAGACCGUCCAAAUUCGGCUAUUGAAGCGUACAUUAAAUGUAAUUAUGAAUAUUUUCCAAAUGUAUCUUUUCUUUUGAAAAUAUUGGCUACAUUACCAGUUUCGACUUCUACACCAGAGCGCUCAUUCUCUACUUUGAAAAGGCUAAAAAAAUUUUUACGAAAUUCAUUUGGUCAAGAACGUCUUACAGGUCUAGCACUUUUGAGUGUGCAUAGACAAAUUAAAAUAAAUCCAGACGAUGUGAUCGACAGUUUUGCAAAAGAAAAAAAAAAGACUGAUAGACUUUGUGCUAUAAAAAUGUAUUAUUUUAAAAUUUAAACUGAAAAAUGACUCAUAAAAUUUUGUAUUGUAUUGUAUUGUAUUAUAAUUUUGUAUUUUAAUUUUAGUAUAUUUCAAAAGGUAAAUUUUGUAAAAUAAUGAUAAAGGUAGGUCAUAACAUAAAGUAUAAUAUCUUGUGGUAUAACCUAACUUAAUAGUAAGACAAUUUUUUUUGGUUUAUGUUA
Daktulosphaira vitifoliae (grape phylloxera) is the source of this 3180-nucleotide messenger RNA. RefSeq names its product 52 kDa repressor of the inhibitor of the protein kinase-like. The transcript is spliced from 2 exons. The record is from RefSeq and is a predicted model, not a curated record. Gene Ontology annotation, molecular function: protein dimerization activity. Lineage: Eukaryota; Metazoa; Arthropoda; Insecta; Hemiptera; Phylloxeridae. Bases 1925 to 2995 code for a protein of 356 amino acids.